Molecule: messenger RNA, 609 nt
Organism: Saprolegnia parasitica CBS 223.65
Lineage: Eukaryota; Oomycota; Saprolegniomycetes; Saprolegniales; Saprolegniaceae
Exons: 2
Coding region: 1-609 (202 amino acids)
Molecular function (GO): protein binding
Source: RefSeq, a predicted model, not a curated record
AUGGCCACAGCCGCCUCCUCGUGGCGGCUGAUCUGCCGACGGACCGCGUCCCCGUCGUUCGGCCUAUUGACCGAAGGCGCAGGCCGCGGUGCUGUACAGGGACGCGUCGUCGUCACUGUCGUGUUGCCGCAGUCGCCUGCAUACGUGGCCGGUCUGGCCAUUGGCGACGAGAUUCUAGCAGCCGAGGCCAAGUGGCACGAGUGCAACAUGGCGCUCCCGCCCCGCGCCGCCAUGGACAGCGCAGCGAUUGUCCGCCUCCUCGAGAACGAGAACGCGCGCUGCAUCUCGCUCUACGUGCGCCCGCGCUCGAUGUCGAACGCGUUGGCGUGGCACUUGGAGAAGCGCUUAGCGUUGGUCGCACACAGCCGACGAGACGUCCCGACCGAACCUGAGGAGCGCGAUGCGUGGCUGCAUGCCCUGACCGAGACAUGGGACGCCGAACACCGUAUCCAGGACAUGAGGCGCCUAAGUCUAUUGUUUCCGUUGGCGUCGCCGACAGACCGGACGCACGACCAGAAGCGGUACCAUUGUGAGCUCGUCGCCUACGGGCAACCGAGUCGACUUAUUGCACAGAUCGCGACAACCAAAGACCCGGCGCUACGUCUCUAA